Helicoverpa armigera (cotton bollworm) is the source of this 1453-nucleotide messenger RNA. Its product is annotated as 3'(2'),5'-bisphosphate nucleotidase 1. Gene Ontology annotation, molecular function: 3'(2'),5'-bisphosphate nucleotidase activity. Lineage: Eukaryota; Metazoa; Arthropoda; Insecta; Lepidoptera; Noctuidae. Bases 181 to 1221 code for a protein of 346 amino acids. The record is from RefSeq and is a predicted model, not a curated record. The transcript has 6 exons. Gene Ontology annotation, biological process: phosphatidylinositol phosphate biosynthetic process.
GCCAGAUGACAUUGAAAGAAGAGAGAGACUAGAAUGGGAACGGAAAUAGGAAUAAUAACUUGUUGAUAAGUUUUUUUUGCAUAACAGGUGUAUAUAUAUUUUUAAGUUAAAUUUGUUGUAUUACAGUACGAGAUUAUAAACAGGCUUUUACUGAGUCGGAAAAACUGUGAAAAAGUAAAAAUGACGGCAAAUGUCCCUCUGAUUGUAAGAGUGUUGGCUUCUUCGGUGUCAGUCGCCAACAGAGCUGGAAAAAUUGUUCGUGAUGUUAUGAGUAAAGGAGAACUAGGAAUCGUCGAAAAGGGUAAAGAUGACUAUCAAACUGAAGCAGACCGGUCUGCACAGCGCUGCAUUGUAGCAUCUCUUGCUGCACAGUAUCCCAAAGUGAACAUUAUUGGAGAAGAGGACCAGCCCGAUAAUGAGGGUGACAUUGCCAGUGACUUGAUUAUAUCUGAUGCUGACAAGGAGAUACUAGGGUUGGACUGCCCUAUUCAUCUUCAGGGUGUCAAAGAAGAGGAUAUAGUUGUCUGGGUUGAUCCCCUUGACGGCACUUCAGAGUACACUCAAGGUGCGCUUAUGUUGAAGAGAGAUCCAUGGGAAAGAUGGAAAAUGUACUUAACUCAUCCUUUUAUAAGUAUCAAGUGGUAUUUAAGUUUGCUCCAAUCAAAUUAUGGUUUUCUUGAACAUGUGACGGUUUUGAUUGGUAUAUCUGUCAAUGAAAAACCUGUGGCAGGUGUUAUUCAUCAGCCCUAUUAUAAGACCAUGUUAGGUGGUGAGAAGAUAAUAGGUAGAACCAUAUGGGGCCUACAAGAGGUAGGAGUGGGGGGAUUUACGCCAGCCCCUCCACCUGACUCCCUCAUUAUUACCACCACCAGAAGUCAUUCCAAUCCACUAGUUGAGAAGGCACUCCAAGUUAUGAAUGCUGCACAGGUCCUAAGGGUUGGUGGUGCAGGUUAUAAGGUUUUGCAACUGUUAGAAGGCAAGGCGUCAAUUUAUGUCUUUGCUAGCAGCGGGUGCAAAAAAUGGGAUACUUGUGCACCAGAAGCAGUGUUAACCGCCGCCGGUGGUAAGCUGACUGACAUUCUCGGCGACUUCUACAAAUACGGGGGAGGAGAGUCAAAGCCAAAUAAAACUGGAGUCUUGGCAGCUGUCAAUGGAGAACUGCACAACUAUGCCUUGAAGAGAAUACCGCAAGAGUUGAAAGAUGCACUUGCUAAUAAAUAAUGUCAUAAAAACUAUUGGUGAUUGGUAUUAAAAUGCAGCUCAUUAAAUCAAUAUAAUUGGAACUAGUAUUUGUCUUUACAGUGAAAUAUAUUUACAAACAAAACAGUAACUUUAUUGAAAAAAUCAACAUACUUAAAACUUCUUACUGGAAUAAAAAAAAACAUUAUAUUAUUAUAUGAGGUAUUUUCAAAUUGUGAUAAAAAACUUUGGGUUAUUAAAGCUUGCUUUUAUA